ACUAUUUCAUUUAGGCAGAGCGAUGGCUAAGAUCCAGAGUUCUGCUUGUGGUAUGUGAAGAGGGGAGGUACCAGAAGGUCUGGGGGGGUAACUACAAGCUUAUUUCUCUGAAAGCCCGCUGUGAACCCUGGUCUUUUGUUCCUUGGUGCUCAGGAUGAGAACAGUGCUACUCAUUGUUUUCCUGCUCCCUGUGCUGACGGUGACGGCAAAUCCAGCACCAGGGAGCAGCGAACUGGUGGUCUCUCUGAAAAAUGGCCAAAUUAGGGGAAAAUAUGUGACUGUAAAAGGCACAGAGAGGAGGGUGAAGCAGUACCUGGGGAUCCCUUUCGCCCGGCCCCCCGUAGGGCCGCUCCGCCUGGCUGCUCCGCAGAGUCCCGAGCCCUGGCAGGAGGAAAGAGACUGCACACGCCAGCCUCCAAUGUGCAUCCAGAACCCAGAUUUAGUUGUAAGUGUCUCCAAAGCCAUGUCCAUUGACUUCGCAGUGCCAGAAGUUUCAGAGGACUGUCUGUAUCUAAAUGUCUACACCCCAGCUGAAGCUACCAGAGGGGAUAAGCUGUCGGUGAUGGUGUGGAUCCACGGAGGAGGUCUGAUGAUGGGGGCCGCCUCCCAGUACGACGGUUCCUCAUUAGCGGCGUAUGAAAACGUUGUGACCGUCAUUAUCCAAUAUCGCCUCGGCAUCUUGGGAUUCUUGAGCACUGGGGAUGAACACGCCAGGGGAAACUGGGGAUUGUUGGAUCAGCUGGCUGCUCUCCGGUGGGUGCAGGAGAACAUCGAGGCCUUUGGCGGCGAUCCACAAUCCGUCACCAUCGCUGGGGAGUCUGCGGGGGGCAUCAGUGCAUCCAUUCUGACUCUGUCGCCACACGCGAAAGGACUCUUCCACAAGGCAAUUUUUCAAAGUGGAGUGGCAACGCUGGGCGACUACACUUCUGUGAACCCUCUUCCUCAGGCCCAGGCUGUGGCUAACAUUACUGGAUGUGGCAUCGCCAGCACAGAAGAACUGGUUCAGUGCCUCAGAGGGAAAAGUCAAGACGAAUUAGUUUCUGCAACCAGAGCGCUGAGAAUGUUUCUUGGAGCCGCUGUGGAUGGGGACUUUCUUCCUGGCAGAGCUGAGGAUCUUCUACAGAGGAAAGAAGUUAUGAAUAUCCCAGUGAUGAUGGGAGUCACCAACCAUGAGUUUGGCUGGAUUUUACCUCAGAGCUUCGCUCCUCCUGGCUGGGACAAAGGCAUGACCAGGGAGUCAGUACUGGCUACCGUCCACAUAUUUAACCCUGCCGGGGUCUCUUCAGCCAACAGUCUUAUCGUGGAUGAAUAUCUGAAAGAUGCAAAGACCCCCGAGGACAUCCGAGACGCCUACACUGAAGUCAUCGGAGACCUGCUAAUGACGCUGCCUGUCGUCAAGGUGGCCGGAUACCACACAGAUGUGGGCGCUCCAGUGUACCUGUAUGAGUUUGUGUACAGCGCAAAUAUAUACAAAAGCAACAGACCGAGCUUUGUGAAGGCGGACCACGCAGAUGAAGUUGGCUUCAUGUUUGGCGGAUGCUUCUGGAACAGUCACAUCAGAAUUACAGCCAACAUCACCCAAGAGGAUGAGAAUCUUUGCAGGACCAUGAUGUCUUACUGGGCCAAUUUCAUCAAAACCGGCUCUCCCAGUGGUCCUGGCCUGGUGGACUGGCCGCAGUACGACAGGCAGAAACAGGAGUACAUGGAGCUGGGCCAAACCCAGACUGUGAAGCAGAAACUGAAGGAGGACCGGGUCCAUUUUAUCACCGUCACCCUGCCUCAGAGGCUGGAGCAGAUGGCGGCAGCAGCUGCUAAACCUUCAACCUGAGCCUCGUGCUGUUUUACUCUAGUUCAAGUUUGUAAUAUUCCUUAUUACAGCUGAUGCAUAACGCUGAUCACUGCCUGCAACAUUUGUUCCUUUUUUUUCCAGUCUUUUGAUUCAAUGUGUGUUUAACAUAAAUAUAAAGGAAAAGUCAUUUAAAUUAAUAAAAUGUUCUGGAAA
Molecule: messenger RNA, 2002 nt
Organism: Fundulus heteroclitus (mummichog)
Lineage: Eukaryota; Metazoa; Chordata; Actinopteri; Cyprinodontiformes; Fundulidae
Gene: ces3
Product: carboxylesterase 3
Exons: 13
Coding region: 155-1828 (557 amino acids)
Source: RefSeq, a predicted model, not a curated record